ACUCUGGAUAAGCAAAUAAUUUAAAGCCAAUGCCCUUGGAUAGAUAGAGCCAUUUUGGGAGUCAUCCAUCGUUGUCAGAGAUACUUUCCACACAUGAGGAAGGUGUUCUCUCUUUGAAGGGCUAUGAUGAAGAUCCAUGAGAAGAUUCUAACCCAUUACUUGUCGAGCACCUCUCCUGUGGAUAAAGAGGGAUAUCUUUACAAAAAGAAAGAGAGAAAUAACACUUACCAGCGACGCUGGUUUGUCCUGAAGGCCAACCUACUGUUCUACCAGGAGCGUCCAGCUGAUCGCCACCUGCUGGGUCUCAUCGUCCUGGAGGGCAGUGCAGUCCACCACUGGGCCUCUGAAGGACACUAUUCCUUCUCCCUGGUCUUCCAGGGGCCCGGACUCCGAACCUACAACUUCUCAGCAGACGACCGGGUCUCUCAAGAAAGCUGGGUCACAGCCUUACUGUCAGCAAGCCACUGUUACUUAUCACUGCUGCUCCGAGACCUGGGGAAGCAGUACAAAGAAGCUAAACGGGAAAAAGGGUCCAGUGAAUCCCAUCUGGAGUCCUCUGCCAGCGGUUCAGCUGUUAAGGGCCUCAAUCAGUGUAUGGGUCCACCAGCCCCGGGUUCAUCGUUACCCACGCAAAGACAAAGACCAGUAGUAAGAGAAGGAAGGAGCCUCAGUGCCAGCCAGGUGUUGCAAGCACCCUCAAUGCCUACCAAAGUGGCAAAUAAGAAGUCGCCCAAACUUUGGCCCAGGAGAAAUGCUCUUGUCACUCCGCUAAAUGGUCCAGCACCUCUUUAUGGAGAGUGGCCAUUGGUUGGCUUGGAUCCCCUUGAGGAGUUUAGCAAACUGCAUGAGUACUAUGGCCAAGAGGUGAUGCAAGUAAAAGAAGAGUGGCUGAAGAGUCAACAGGUGGGGGAGGAGCAUGGCAGGGAGGACCUCAUAGACUUGGGCUGA
Lampris incognitus (smalleye Pacific opah) is the source of this 948-nucleotide messenger RNA. RefSeq names its product PH domain containing endocytic trafficking adaptor 2 (gene pheta2). The record is from RefSeq and is a predicted model, not a curated record. Gene Ontology annotation, cellular component: trans-Golgi network; recycling endosome; early endosome. Lineage: Eukaryota; Metazoa; Chordata; Actinopteri; Lampriformes; Lampridae. The transcript is spliced from 4 exons. Gene Ontology annotation, biological process: retrograde transport, endosome to Golgi; receptor recycling; endosome organization. Bases 124 to 948 code for a protein of 274 amino acids.